CAACUCUUCUCAACAAUGGUGGAAACUUCCAACUUGUCAGUCCAGAGAUUUUAAAUCCAAAACCCUCUGCAGAUUUCAACCUUCCGAUUUCCCAGUUCUCUCUCUCUGAAAUCGCGGUUCUAACAAUGUCGGCGUACAGAUGGAAGACUUUCCACGAGAACGAGGAUCGGCCGGAGAAGCCUCGCCGCUACGGCGUCACAGAAAUGAGAGGCCCCGAUCACUCUCUCUUAAGCCAAAACUUCCUUCAGGAUAUUUUCGAGUCGAUGGGGGACAUUGUGGAUGGGCUGAGAUUUGCUGGAGGUUCACAUAGCUUGAUGCCGAAGUCGUUUGUGAAAGAAGUGAUUGAUGAGGCUCACAAGCAUGACGUGUAUGUAAGCACCGGUAAUUGGGCUGAGAAUUUGCUCCGAAAAGGCCCUUCGGCUUUCAAAGAGUAUGUGGAGGAGUGUAAGAGCUUGGGAUUUGACACAAUCGAGCUGAAUGUGGGGUCGCUGGGAGUGCCGGAGGAAACGCUGCUGAGACUUGUGAGGUUGAUUAAGAGCGGCGGAUUGAGAGUGAAGCCUUCGUUUGCGGUUAAGGUUAACAAGUCUGACAUUCCUGUUGGUGAUAGAGCAUUUGGAGCUUAUGUGGUGCCGAGACCAAGGUCGUCUGAAUUUGUUGAAGAUGUUGAUCUGUUGAUUAGAAGGGCUGAGAGAUGUUUAGAGGCUGGGGCUGACAUGAUAAUGAUUGAGGCUGAUGAUGUCUGUAAACAAGCUGAUUCAAUGCGGGCAGACAUAAUUGCAAAGGUCAUUGGGCGCCUUGGUGUGGAGAAGACCAUGUUUGAAGCAUCGAAUCCAAGAACCUCAGAGUGGUUCAUCCAGCAUUAUGGUCCAAGGGUAGACUCUCUUUUACAGACCUUUGUCAUUUAUAUUUCUCAUUUAUAUACCAUUUUCUCAUUCAGAUACUGUGCUAAAUUUCAGGUCAAUCUAUUUGUGGAUCACUCUCAUGUGAUGGACCUGGAGUGCCUUCGGGGACGUAACUUAGGUAGAAACCAUGCAUCUGUCUUGGGCUCCUCAUAUUUUCUGUUAUAAACACUGUUGUCAGUCGUCAUACCUGAAAGAACAGGAGAAACUGGAGAAUGUGAUCAUAAUAUGUGCGCUUAUGUUUGUAUGUGACUUGUUGUAUCUAGUCCUGUUGUCUUGUGUGUUUGUGCUGGUAAUGUUUUGUUAAGUAUGUAUUCCUCCAAGGUCUGUAACACUAAUGAAGACUUUCGCUCAGUACAAUUUGCUUUGUCACAGUACAAUCAAGUUCCCUUUGAAUUUCCAUA
This is a messenger RNA of Fragaria vesca subsp. vesca, 1303 nucleotides long. RefSeq lists its product as uncharacterized. Lineage: Eukaryota; Viridiplantae; Streptophyta; Magnoliopsida; Rosales; Rosaceae. Bases 126 to 1067 code for a protein of 313 amino acids. The record is from RefSeq and is a predicted model, not a curated record. The transcript is spliced from 4 exons.